AUGAUUGACCUCGCGCUCGAAGAGAGGCUCGAUGACCUCGACCCGCUUCGCCACUUCCGCGAGGACGCUGGGUCCGACGAAGACAGCGCAGGCACCAUCGUUCCCGUCCAGCCCCCUUCUGUCCGCAAUCAGACUAUAGAGCUUGCGUUCGCCGCUGCCCCGGACACUGGAAGCGUCGCGAUCAGGCUCGCAGUGGACGCAUCGCCGGGAUGCGGAGGGAUCGCCUGGCCGGCGGGAGAGGUCCUGGCAGGCUACAUCACGAGAAGCGGAAAUCUUGAAGGCAAGAACGUCCUUGAACUGGGGAGUGGAACUGGCCUUGUGGGACUCGUCGCUGGGAAGCUCGGGGCACGCGUCUGUAUCACAGACCAAGCUCCGCUCCUGGGUAUCAUGAAGCAGAACGUAUCACUCAACCAGCUGGAGUCCUGUGUAUCUGUCGCGGAACUCAACUGGGGAGAACCGCUGCCUCUGGAUCUACCUCGGCCCGACCUGAUUCUGGCUGCGGACUGCGUCUACUUCGAGCCGGCGUUCCCACUUCUUGUGCGGACACUAGCCGACCUGGUUCACGACCCGUCAACACAAAUCCUGUUCUGCUACAAGAAGCGUAGAAAGGCAGACAAGCGUUUCUUCACGUUGCUGAAGAAAGAGUUCACAUGGGAGGACAUCUCCGACGACCCCCAACGAGAGGUGUACUCACGAGACGCGAUAUCCCUCCUUCGCCUCAUCCGCAGGAGGUAG
Molecule: messenger RNA, 735 nt
Organism: Trametes versicolor FP-101664 SS1
Lineage: Eukaryota; Fungi; Basidiomycota; Agaricomycetes; Polyporales; Polyporaceae
Exons: 5
Coding region: 1-735 (244 amino acids)
Source: RefSeq, a predicted model, not a curated record